AUGGAGAAUAUACCAACGCCGGUUUUGGCACAACUUCCCACAAAAAAAGCGACAAACUUGUUGGUUCAAAGGGCACGCAGACAAAAUGCUGUUUUUCCUGCGGUCCCGCAAAAUAUUAAUGAACUUGAAAUCCCUGAUCGGUACCAAAAUUAUCAAAGGACAGACGAACUUUACGACCAAUUUCUUCUAGCUGAUUCUGGCGUUUAUACUGAAAAUAAUGAUCCAAGACAACAUAGAAUCCUCAUAUUUGGUCGUAUGUCAUCUGGGGAGUGGUCAGAACAAAUGGAACAUGUUUUUGUUGAUGGGAGCUUUAGCGUUACUCCCCCUUUAUUCUAUCAAAUUUUUUGUGUGCUUGCAAGGUUGGUUGAUGUUAGUUUGCUGUAG
Messenger RNA from Meloidogyne enterolobii, 384 nucleotides. The record is from the annotation of a GenBank genome assembly. NCBI's taxonomy places the organism in Eukaryota, Metazoa, Nematoda, Chromadorea, Rhabditida, Meloidogynidae.